Contarinia nasturtii (swede midge) is the source of this 4940-nucleotide messenger RNA. RefSeq names its product mitogen-activated protein kinase kinase kinase 15 (gene Ask1). The record is from RefSeq and is a predicted model, not a curated record. Gene Ontology annotation, biological process: MAPK cascade; protein phosphorylation. Gene Ontology annotation, molecular function: ATP binding; protein kinase activity. The coding region runs from base 317 to 4546 and encodes 1409 amino acids. Lineage: Eukaryota; Metazoa; Arthropoda; Insecta; Diptera; Cecidomyiidae. The transcript has 17 exons.
CAUGAAUCCGAUUGGCGGCGUUGUUUGUUUGACAUUUCCAUUGUAUUUCAUCGUGCGAGUGGGUUCAGACUAGAAUUCUUAUUUCGCUUAAGGUGAAAAAUAUUGCAUAAAAAUCGUGAAACUCUGCCACGGUGAGCGGGCGAUAAAAGCAAAGAUGCGAAAGGAUAUUAAGCCGAGCAUUUGAAUCCAAAAAAGGAUUUACAUAUAUUUCUUUUUAUAUUACAAAAGUGCAAAAUUACGUUUAAGUUGAAUAUAAGUUAAUUCAGGUAAUUUUAAAGAAACGAAGAUACAAAAACAAAGAACGGCAAAACACGAAAUGCCUUCACCAACAUCAACCGUAGCGUCGACAGUUGUUGCGACACCAGCAAUCAUCGAUGAAAUGCCAGAAAUGAAUGGCGUGCGACAAACGGACAGCAUGUCAAAUUUAAGUGACAUGUCUGGUAAUACGGCAGUACAAACGAAUCGACCACGUAUGGACGUUGCAUGCGUCAUUGACACCGUACAUCCAGACCAUAUAGCACAUCGAAAAUGUGCACUCGAUGAACUAAAACAAGCAUGCUCUCUCACCAAUGCCAAUUUGCACCAGAUUCAGUUUGAAAAAUUGGAUUUUGGCGAAACAAAUGUAUUGGAUACGUUCUAUAAUGCGGAUGUAGCAGUUGUCGAUCUUAGCGUUCAACUUCAACAAAGUGCCUUAUCCUAUCAUUUAGGAGUGCGUGAGAGUUUCGGCAUGAAAGGAAACAUUCUAUUGUAUAAUGACAUUCAAACGGAGCAAACACUUCGAUUGAAACUAUCAUGUGGCAAUUACACGUUUCUUCCAUACAUUUUACAAGAUUGCGGAUCAUGCGUGCUGACAAACACAACAAAAGAAUCGUGCGAGAAUAAGCAAUCGCUCAUGCUUAAAUUCAAAAAAUUAUUGCAAGAUGUUGAAAUUCAAUCCAAGACACAUAUGCGUGAGAAAUUUUUGAGUGAUUUGCGUCUGGCUCGCGAACAAUAUGUAAAUAAUACGGAGGAAUUGACAAAAGUAUUGCACAAUAUGCGAAAGCGAUUGGAUGAUCCGAAUGUGUUAUCUGGCGAAGUGGUACAUUCGUACAUGUGUUCGUUGCGUGAUACCCAAGAUUAUGAUGCAAUGGUUCAGCUGGUCAAUGACCUGCGAACAAUACCAAAUAAACGAAAGCACAUCGAAACUGGCAACAUGAAAUAUAUGUAUGCGUUUGCAUUGAAUCGACGAAAUGCAGACGGUGAUCGUGAAAAAGCGCUAAAUACAUGUGUCAAAGCAUUAGAACGUAAAGAGAACCAUUUUCCUGAUAUGUUAUGUUUGUGCGGACGAAUUUAUAAAGAUAAAUUUGUUGAAUCGAAUCACACCGAUAUGGAUAGUUUGAAAAAUGCCAUCCGAUGGUAUCGACGCAGUUUUGAAGUACAACCAAACGAAUAUGCUGGCAUCAAUUUGGCCACAUUGCUUGUGAUUGAUGGCAAAGAUUUUUCCAAUACGGAAGAACUGCAACACAUCGGUAUGGUGUUGAAUAAUUUAAUUGGGAAAAAAGGUAGUUUAUUCUCAUUGAAUGAAUAUUGGGAUGUUGCAACAUUUUUCGAAAUAUCAGUACUGGCCGAAGAUUAUAGUAAAGCCAUUCAAGCAGCCGAAUGUAUGUUCAAAUUGAAACCACCGAAUUGGUAUUUAAAAUCAACGAUUGGAAAUAUUGCGUUGAUUGAUCGCUUUCGUAAAAAGACUGAUGACGUUGAACAGAGUCCGGAACAAAGUAUUUUUCAAUUUUGGAUGGAAUUCUUUCAUGAAGCAACCAAGGAAGGUGAUCUGGAUAUGAUUCGAUUUCCGAUUUUGAUAUUGGAGCCGCAACGAAUUUUUAUGCCAAGUUUCGUGAUCAUCAAUAUUGGUGCCGAAGAGCAAUCGAUACAAAUAACCAAUUUGUGUCUGGCACAUUCGAAAGGAACAUGCAAAAAAGUGCAUGAUUUUCUUUUCACCGCCAAUCAAAUUAAAUCAGUUAGUUUAUACAAGCGUGACGAGCGUUCCGCCUAUUUAUAUGUACAUCACAAUUCGGAUGAUUUUCAAAUGUAUUUUCCAUCGGCUUAUUGUCGACAACGUUUUUAUGAUUUGGUUCGCGAAAUGACCGCCGAUCAAGAAGUAUUUGUAGAUUUAUCGGUCGAUACGAAUCCCAUUCAGGAUUAUGAAUACGAUGUUGAUGAUCAGGGUCGUCGAAUUAUAUUAGGUAAAGGUACUUAUGGUGUUGUUUAUGCGGCACGUGAUCUUAAUACUCAUGUUCGGAUCGCUGUGAAAGAAGUACCUGAAAAAUUUACACAUGAAGUACAACCAUUGCACGAAGAAAUUAAAUUGCAUUCCCAGCUACGGCAUCGGAAUAUUGUACAGUACUUAGGUUCUGUGUCGGAGAAUGGAUUUUUUAAAAUUUUCAUGGAGCAAGUGCCAGGUGGUUCUCUGUCGGCAUUGCUGCGAUCCAAAUGGGGCCCACUUAAAGAUAACGAAUCAACCAUAGCAUUUUAUUCAAAACAAAUUCUCGAAGGGUUGAAAUAUUUACACGAUCAAAAAAUUGUACAUCGUGACAUUAAAGGCGAUAAUGUUCUUGUUAAUACAUACAGUGGUGUUUUGAAAAUUUCCGAUUUCGGUACCAGCAAGCGAUUAGCAGGAAUAAAUCCAAUCACCGAAACAUUUGCUGGUACAUUGCAAUACAUGGCACCCGAAGUCAUCGAUCAAGGUUUUCGAGGCUAUGGACCGGCGGCUGAUGUCUGGUCAUUUGGUUGUACAAAUGUUGAAAUGGCAACGGGGAAACCGCCAUUUGUUGAACUGGGAUCACCGCAAGCGGCCAUGUUCAAAGUUGGCUUCUACAAAAGUCAUCCGGAAAUUCCGGAAAUGUCUUCGAUGGCCGAGAGAUUCAUUCUACGUUGUUUUGAAGUUGAUGUUGAUAAACGUGCAACAGCCGCUCAAUUGCUAGAAGAUCCAUUUUUAUCCGAGAAACAUCGAAAAUCACGUAUUUUAAACCCGACAAAUAAUACCGAAUUCAUACGAAGCGUUUCCGUUCCGGCGGAUCGAAUGAUUUCUAAGAAUGCCCCACCAUUUAAUCCAAUUACAACACCUGUCACACCCGAUUUGGAUAGCACGUCUAUGUCAACCCGAACAUCACCGAAAACAUUAUCUCGAACUCAUUUGGCACCAAUUCAAAUACCCAUUCCAAUUAUAAUGACCCAAAGUUUGGCGUGUUCACCGUUAAUCGAUACUGAUCAUGAUGUAGACACAACGUUCAGUUUGAAUCGACGAAGUUCAUCGGGCGUAUUACUAUCGCCUGAAGUUGAAAUGACCGGCAGCAUCAGCAAACCAUUGACUGAAGCAUCCGAAAGUGAUGGAUUUUAUAUGCUAAAAAAAGACUCACAACGUCGAACAACCCUAUCGAAAGUAUUAACGCACGAUGAGCAAAAAAUCUGUGAUGUUUGGAUGGACAAAAUUGAAAAUAAUCACAAUGUUCAAGUUGUCAUUAGCAAGGAUAACCUUGAAACCAUGAGCCGAGCCUUGCGUGAUUAUAUUAUCGACCAAAAUACGGAAUCACUGCAAAAUGUUCUAAUUUCACUUAAGAAGAAACUGAGCUCCGAUGCAACGGCAAUCGACCAUCUACAUUUAGCGCUGUAUUCAUUUCAAGAUGCCGUAAAUACAGUGCUUCGAUCACACAGUAUCAAACCUCAUUGGAUGUUCGCGUUGGAUAGUUUAGUUAGUAAUGCCGUCCAAGCUGCAAUUACCGUUCUAUCGCCAGAAUUGGGUGCAAAUUUGGCUGGUCGAUUGGAUAAUGCUGAAGAAGAGGAAAUGUCAACGUCGGGCGUGAGUACAGUUAACUCGACCAAAAUGAAGCCUAGCGGUGACACUAAAUACUUGAAUGAAGAAUUCUCCAAAUUAAAAGUUCAGAAUAUGCAUCUCAUGCAAAAUUUACUUGAAUCGCAUAAACUGUAUCAGGCACUUUUAAAAUCGACAAUCGAAGAGCAACGCCUGAAUUUAGAUUUGUUGCGAAAUUUUAGUUCGCAACUGACAAACGCCACUGUGCUUUAUGAACGCAGUAUUUCUCAAGGUUAUCAUAGUGAUGUUAGUGAUAUGACCGUGGGACGAACUCAAAAUGAUCUAUCACCGAAUUCAAUAACCGAAGUGGAUGCCAUCAAUAACAAUAACAAUAAUCGAAAUAUGGAAUCGAAUUUACCAAGAAAAUCCGUUUUAAUCACAAACCAAAAUCAAUGUAAAGCAGACGCACAACCAAAAAUCACAUCACCUGGACGACGAUUAAUCGGUAAUCGUGAACAAAAUGCACUCACUUCGAUACCAGUGGAUGCACGUCUUAAUGACUGGCUGAAUGCAACAAAUAUCGAUUCGAUUUCGAAGAAUUUAAUUCUAGCCGAACAAUUUACGUACGAUGAUUUUAUUUAUGGGAUGGAAAAAACCGAUUUACAACGCAUUGGAUUGAAAUGCGGGGUUGAGGUAAAAGUUUGGCGUGCAAUUAUCAAGCAUCGUACACAAUUCCCAGACGCAACACAGAUUGAUAUAUGAAAGCGGAAACGAUAUACACGAAACUAGAUAUUGAUCAAACGAACCAACAACAAAGAAACAUUGCAAUGCGCACAAAAUGAUGUGGCUUAUCCCCAUUUAUAAUUUGUUUUAUAAUUUUUUUUUUUUUUGUUUUUAGUUUUUGUUUUGCCAUAUUAGCAAAUAGAAUAAUGAAUACGGAUUCAUCAUCGUCGUCAGGUUGAUCAUAGUGAUUUUAUUUUCAAUUCAAAUCCGAGUUAUUUUUCAUACAAAAAUAGCUUGCUAACGAAUUGAAUAUGCAGCUAAUGUUAUAAUAUGGAACCCAUCAUCAUGAUUUAAAAAAAAAUGUUACAAAAUUAGGAGUAAGAAAGUCUAUUUUUCUAAGGAGAACAUUUUCAUACCCCAUAAACGAAAAUUA